ACUUUAUAUUAUUUAACGAUUUCUUUGGCCCACCAAAAUUUACGUUCAAACUAAAUAACUCAUUCUAAAAGUUCUCUCAUUUGUUGUUUGUUUCAUUCCAUCGAAAUCGACUAACCAAAUCAUACCGAAUUCGUGAAACCAAACCUCCAAAAUGUUCUGGACAUCCCCAAAAAACCAAAUCUAUUCAAAUACAAUAACUUGUACAUAUAUGCAUACACAUCAAAUCGUAAGACAGUCCCUGAAAUAAUACCAGAUCGAAUAUCAAAUCAUACUCCAUACUCGCUCGCAUACCCUCGAAUGCAAGUUCGCCCCUGUGAGUCCAUAUGUGUUCGUGUCUGAGCUAUCAAACAGAAAAAUUCUUAAACAUUUUGUGUGCCCAAUGCAAAGCAAUGCGACGUGCAAACAUCAAACGUGGUCAAUGUUUGAGCUUAAGACCACAAGGUAGCAGCAAAAUGGAUCGCUAUGAGAAGCUCAGUCGGCUGGGCGAGGGCUCCUACGGUGUGGUCUACAAGUGCCGGGAUCGGGAAACGGGCGCUCUGGUGGCGGUCAAGAGGUUUGUGGAGUCCGAGGAUGAUCCAGCGAUUCGUAAAAUUGCACUGCGAGAAAUUAGGCUACUGAAGAACCUGAAGCAUCCGAACCUUGUCUCCCUGCUAGAAGUGUUCCGACGGAAGCGACGCCUCCACCUGGUCUUCGAGUUCUGCGAGCUGACCGUGCUGCACGAACUGGAGCGUCAUCCACAGGGCUGCCCGGAGCACCUGACCAAACAGAUCUGCUACCAGACCCUGCUGGGCGUGGCCUACUGCCACAAGCAGGGCUGCCUGCAUCGCGACAUCAAGCCGGAGAACAUCCUGCUGACGGCCCAGGGUCAGGUGAAGCUGUGCGACUUCGGCUUCGCCCGGAUGCUCAGUCCGGGCGAGAACUACACGGACUAUGUGGCCACCAGAUGGUACCGGGCGCCGGAGCUGCUGGUGGGUGAUACUCAGUACGGCACUCCGGUGGACGUCUGGGCCAUCGGUUGCCUCUUCGCCGAGUUGGUCCGGGGCGAGGCCCUCUGGCCAGGACGCAGCGAUGUGGACCAGCUCUAUCUGAUCCGCAAGACACUCGGCGACCUGUUGCCACGCCACAUCCAGAUCUUCGGACAGAACGAGUACUUCAAGGGCAUCACGCUGCCAGUGCCGCCGACACUGGAGCCGCUGGAGGACAAGAUGCCGGCCAAGUCGCAGCAGAAUCCCCUAACUAUUGACUUUCUCAAGAAGUGCCUGGACAAGGAUCCGACCAAGCGCUGGUCCUGCGAGAAGCUCACAAAGCACUCCUACUUCGACGACUACAUCGCCAAGCAGCGCGAGCUGGAGCACGUCAACAGCCUGGAGGCGGCCAAUCUCCGCCAGCAGCAGCUCGCCUCCCAGCAGUUCAUGCUGGCCACGGCAGCCCAGCAGCUCCAGACGGGUCCUGCCCAGGCGGCGGCCAUUGCGGCGGCCAGGGAUAAAUCAAAGACUUCAAACACAUCACUACCGCUGCUGCCUAGCACGCAGCAUCAUCAUCACCCGCAUCAAGAUUACGUGAAGCUGCAGCCCCUGAACAAGAAUGCAAACCUGCUCCAUCGCACCGAGCAUCAUCUGCCCACAAUUUGAGUUUGAGCAGAGAAUUUGUAACGAAGUAAUGUCCUUGAGCGAGAAUUGAGCCCGAAAAUUUAACUUAUUUACUGCUGGGAAUAAAUGUGUAAAAGUAA
Drosophila simulans is the source of this 1729-nucleotide messenger RNA. Its product is annotated as cyclin-dependent kinase-like 1. Gene Ontology annotation, molecular function: cyclin-dependent protein serine/threonine kinase activity; ATP binding. Gene Ontology annotation, biological process: protein phosphorylation. Lineage: Eukaryota; Metazoa; Arthropoda; Insecta; Diptera; Drosophilidae. The record is from RefSeq and is a predicted model, not a curated record. The transcript has 4 exons. The coding region runs from base 324 to 1631 and encodes 435 amino acids. Gene Ontology annotation, cellular component: nucleus.